Molecule: messenger RNA, 670 nt
Organism: Bursaphelenchus okinawaensis
Lineage: Eukaryota; Metazoa; Nematoda; Chromadorea; Rhabditida; Aphelenchoididae
Source: the annotation of a GenBank genome assembly
AUGAACCAAAUUCGUCAAAACUUCCACAACGAUUCGGAAGUGGCACUGAAUCAGAUUGGUACCAGGUUGCUGAGCGCUUCUUACCAUUAUCUGAACGUGGCCUACUUCUUCGAUCGUCACGAUGUUGGUUUAGUCAACUUGUUCAAGUUCUUCGAGAAGCUCAGCGACAAAAAGAGGGAACAGGCCGAUAAAGUAAGUUGACUUAAUGCUGCUUUGUUACAGGGUUUGAUAUUAUAAUACGAAAUGAGAAGAUAAGUCUUAAAUAUAUCGAUAACAUUUGCCAGGUAACAAGUUAUUGACUAUUUUUUGAAAGGAAGUAAAGUUAAAAAGAUUUUAUGAGAAAUAAAAAUUGCAGUUCUUCCACUACCUUAACGUUCGUGGCGGCCGAGUCGUCUUUGACACCAUCAAGGAACCCGAAGUGACAGACUUUAAGAACGUCAAACACUGCUUCGACCACUCGAUCGAACUCGAAAAAUGUCUCAACUCUGAAUUUCUUCAACUCAACAAGACUGCCAGUGGAGUUAACGAUGCUCAAUUCGCUGAUUUCAUUGAUGGAUUCCUCCACGACCAAGUAAUUGACAUCGAGGAGUUGGCCAAGCACAAGACUGGGGCCAAAUUGGCCGGCCAAGGCUUCGGAGAGUUCUUCUUUGAUCAAGAGUUACAAGAAUAG